Molecule: messenger RNA, 1968 nt
Organism: Fusarium verticillioides 7600
Lineage: Eukaryota; Fungi; Ascomycota; Sordariomycetes; Hypocreales; Nectriaceae
Exons: 7
Coding region: 1-1968 (655 amino acids)
Biological process (GO): transmembrane transport
Cellular component (GO): membrane
Molecular function (GO): myo-inositol:proton symporter activity
Source: RefSeq, a predicted model, not a curated record
AUGACAGAAAGGGAGCUCCACGCCGAUGUCCGGAAGUUCUAUGACGAUACCUCCCAAACUCUAACCGGCCUCCGACCCUAUCCCACCGAACGAGAAGUCCAAGACGCAGCCGCGACGUGGCAGCAGAAGGACAAUAUCGAGAAUGCCAUCCGCGAAGCUAUGGGAAAGGACAGCUCAGGCAUCAACGAUACUACAAACACGGUCAUACCUCUCAACAACGUCGAGAAACGCGCUCUGAUCAACGAGAUUGACCAUUCAUUCUCUGAGAACGGGAUGUGGAUGGUCAUCUUCACCGUUAGUCUGAGUGCCUUUCUCCAGGGCUUUGUCCAGAGCAGUCAGAACGGCGCAAAUCUGUUUGCUGAUCAGUGGCUUAAAGAGUCUGGUAGUCCUGUCAACUCGCAGUUCGCCUAUGCCAAUGCCGCAGUAUACCUCAGCGCUGCCGUUAUAGGAUGUCCUCUUGCUGCACCGAUGAGUUCACUUUUUGGUCGCCGUGGUGUCAUUAUCGUUGCAUCCUUUCUCAUCUUUGCGGCAUCCGUUGGCUCGGCUUGUAUUACGCUAAAUGAUAAUGCUUGGCUAGUUCUCGGGAGCAUUCGACUAAUAGGUGGUGUCGGUAUGGGCUUGAAAGCUACUAGUACCCCCAUCCUCGCAGCGGAAACAGCAGUUGGCUCGUGGAGAGGCUCCUCCGUUCUGUUAUGGCAGCUAUGGGUCUCGUUUGGCAUCAUGAUGUCUUUUGUGGUCAAUAUCUGUCUGAACCAGAUUGAUGACAAGAAGCUAAAACUACGCUUGAUUCUGGCAUCUCCAGCAGUGUUUGCGCUUAUGCUCAUGUACACUGUCGCCAAAUGCCCCGAGUCAUUCCGCUACUACUUGAUGCCCGGCUCAAGAAAGUAUAGCCCUGAAAAGGCAUAUGCCUCUUUGUUGAGAUUGCGCAACACCAAGAUACAAGCUGUCAGAGACUUGUACUUGACAUACAAGGGAAUAGACAGUGAGUUCAAAAACGAAGAAUACGAUAGCAUCAAGGCCAUCCCAAAACUUCAAACGCCAGUGGUUGGGGCUAUCAGUCAUUAUGUGCUGCAGUACUGGAGAAUACUGAAAGUCCAUCGCCUUCGAAAUGCAGCUAUUACAACAGGGAUUGUGGCUUUGUCGCAGCAGCUUUCUGGAAUUAACCUUAUGGCAUUCUACGGUGGGACGACACUUGUUGGCCUCGGCCCAGGCGAUCAGCCAACAGAUGAUCAAAUCUCCAAGGCCAUGCUAUACAACUUAAUCUUUGGUCUGUUGAACUUCUUGUUCUGCUUGCCUGCAAUUCACUCCAUAGACGUUCUGGGAAGAAGGAAAGUUCUUCUGUUCACGAUCCCAGGCAUGGCCUUGACCUUGAUGGCAGCUGCAAUAAGCUUUUAUGCAGUGAAUGAGAAGGCGAGGAACGAGGUGGUAGCCUUCUGGAUCUACUUCCAUACAGUGUUUUACAGUCCCGGAAUGGGACCAGUGCCGUUCGUCUUAGCUGCGGAGAGCUUUCCUUUAGCUUUCCGUGACACUGGCGCGUCGCUUGCAAUAUCCAUCAACCUUCUGUUCGCCGGCCUCCUGGCGUGGCUACAGCCCCUACUGGUCGCUGGUAUCAAAUUUGGGGGAACCCUUGGGGUAUUUGCUGGCCUGAACGUUGUUGCUUUUGUUCUCAUCUUUCUCCUGAUGGAAGAAACCAGUGGCGUGCCUCUUGAGUCACUAGGGUCGGUUUUCGACCAGCGCAAGAGGGAUUUAAUCAGCUUCCAACUCAAAGAGUUCUUACCAUGGCUCGGUCGGUUCAUUCUUGGUAGGAGUAGUCUUACUGAGAGACCUGAACGAAUUGUCGACCUGGAUCCGAGCUCGGCGCCAGCUGCUUCGGUGACUGAUGAUGAGGAGGAGCGCAUUUGGAAUAGCGACAGUGUUUCGACUGGGAUGAGGCUGACCGAGAUGUCAGGAGGGAACGGGAGAGGCUGA